Physella acuta is the source of this 2568-nucleotide messenger RNA. RefSeq names its product integral membrane protein GPR180-like. Gene Ontology annotation, biological process: response to pheromone; G protein-coupled receptor signaling pathway. The record is from RefSeq and is a predicted model, not a curated record. Lineage: Eukaryota; Metazoa; Mollusca; Gastropoda; Physidae.
GGACAAUAAUGAAAAUAAAGACAAGCAGAACAUCUAGAUUCUAGAUCUAUAAUCUAGAAUUAACUUUGUCAACCUCAUUUAAAGCAAGCCUGUUGUCAUUACCAUUGAAUUUUGGCAUGUAUGUUAAAAAAAGACGCAUCUAUAUCAAGUUCGCAUACUUUAAGUUGCAACAGCCAAUACUACCAGUGAUUUUGAUUGUUGUACAGCUUUUACCAGCUAUUACCGAGGCUAAGACUGUCAAUGGAGUGUUUAAUACUUUUUUGGCUCAAGCUGAGAAAGGGCAAUAUGUCACAACAUUUGCUUUUCAUGGCCAUGCUGUUUUAAACUUUACAGUAAACACAACAGGCACAGAUUCAAAACUGUACCUUUUUCUAUCAGAUGAUUGGAAAAAUGCUGUCAGCGACACAAAUUGUUAUCGUAGGCUUAACAAAGCUAGGACUAUAAUGAGUAUCAAUCAAACAGUAGGGACUCGUCUUAUCUCCCAGUUUGUCAACCCACGAAUAUGGCACAUUGUUUAUGCUGAUAUUUAUACAUGUGAACCAAACCGUCCGAACCAACCCUUGGAAACCCCUAAUGUGAUACAGUAUACCAUUCAAUUGUUUAACCCUGAUUCCUUAGGGAACCCAACUGAACACUUUAGUGACCAAGAAACUGGGCUUCUCAAGUUUUACCAGUUGCUGUCCCUGAUUUAUUUUGUUGUGGCUUGUAUUGUGGCCCCACAGUUGUGGGACACCCUGAGUAAAGGGGGCCCCAUGCAGCUUGUGAUCCAACUACUCACCUUCUCAAUGUUGUUACAGGCUAUUGCAGCUUUUAUUAUCAUUAUACAUUUCUACAGGUACUCCAAAGAUGGUAUAGGUUCACCUUUGAUUGAGCUAAUGUCAGAAUUUUUAGAUAUGUUGUCGCAGUUCACUAUGCUCUUUAUGCUGUUGAGCCUGUCACUUGGUUGGUCCUUGGCGUCAGCACACUCAGUCUGUCGGUAUUUACAUCUGCGCACCAUCAGUCAAAACAACUCAGCUCGGGUGGUCUUUGUGCUUGGCUUAAUGCAGGGUUUACUUUUUAUGUGGGAGCAAAGUCAGGACCAGAGUAAAAGAAUGUAUCACGCCCAGCGCAGUUACCCAGGGAUAGCACUUGUUAUAUUACGUAUUCUUUUAGCUGGCGUGUUUGCUUUCAAAUUAAGGCGCUUGAUAGCCUCAGAGAGAAGCCACCUCAAACGCAAGUUUUAUAGUUCAUUUACUAAGAUGUGCAUGCUGUGGUUUCUUUGUUAUCCAAUUAUCGUUUUCGCUACUCUAAUUUUUCCUGAAUAUUUGCGGUACAAGCUUAUUACCAUGGGAGUAUUGAUUUGUCAAUCCGUGGCUGGCGUUUUACUCUACCGCCUCUUCCUGUCUCGAAGCUUAUAUUGGGAAGUCUCGGCCUUGUCUAGUUCUCUCCCUUUUAGGUUUGGUCCAAAACUGGAUCUGAAAUUUUAUUCCUGACCUCACAUUUUUUGGUAGUUGUGAAUUAAGUAUUCAGGUUUAACAAUUUAAUUAGAACUCCUCUGAAAUUAAAAGUAGAUAUGUCAUACAAAGUUCAUAAAGUAGAUAUGUCAGCAGUAUUUUUGUGACAUACAUGAUAUUCUGUACAUUUGUCUUAGCAUGCAACAAAAGAUAUACCAGAUACAUUUAUAUGAACAAUAAGGGAUAAAAAUUAUUGCAGUUUAUAUUAUUGUAAAAAUAAAGUCAAUUUAAAAUAUUUUGUAGUAAUGUUUGUCACUUUUAUUUUAACUUUUGAGACGUAUUUUUAUGAAGUUUUGAAAUAACUAUAUUAAAUGGGCAUUUUAAAUUUAAAAUUACAUUAUAUGGUUACUACAAAUGAUGGGAGGUUAAUACAUUUUGUUUUUUCAGGAUACAAUACUAUUUUAGCUCUCUAUGUAAUACUGUCACAUUUAUGUAGAUGAAAUUGUCAUGAAUAGGCAUUUCUUACUCACAGUUUGAAAUGUUAUUGCUUUAUAAGAUUCUGUGAAUCUCGUUUUUAUUUUUGAUAUUUCUGUUGACAGAAACAUGUAAAUUUUUUAAUGAAAUGGUUUUUGUAUAUUAUCUUUAUUGAAGCGUUUUAAAACCCAAGGGGUUUAAAUACCUCGUGUCUACAACCAAUGGGAUCUGGUCUCGUAAAAAUUUGGGCACUGAAAGAAACUGCUAAAAUAUUCGGAAUGUCAUAUCAAUGGGUAGUGGACUUUAAAAUUUUUUAAAAUUAGUAUUUUGCUUGAUUACUUCCCUUGCAUCCCUUCUGUGAGUGAUGUAAUGGAACUCAGUAGAGGUAGAAUUUACACACGAUUUUAAAACUAGAAUAAUUCAAUUUGUAGACAAAACUUGGUGUAACACAAACAUCAACUGCAGCUUCAGUACUUUGAUAAUCAUUUAAUUUGUAUAACAAAUACUCUGUGUAAACUGUGAGCAAAAUCAUAGCUGUCAAUGUUAUAUGCUAUGUCAGCUAUGUCGCUGAAGUUUUAUAUAUUACAAUAUGUAUUAAAAUCUAACAUUAUAAAGAAAUUUUAUGAAUUGAAGAAGUAUAAUGUUAUGAUAUAAAAUUGUU